Molecule: messenger RNA, 2163 nt
Organism: Amorphotheca resinae ATCC 22711
Lineage: Eukaryota; Fungi; Ascomycota; Leotiomycetes; Helotiales; Amorphothecaceae
Exons: 6
Coding region: 1-2163 (720 amino acids)
Biological process (GO): positive regulation of transcription by RNA polymerase II
Cellular component (GO): nucleus
Molecular function (GO): transcription cis-regulatory region binding; DNA-binding transcription factor activity, RNA polymerase II-specific; zinc ion binding
Source: RefSeq, a predicted model, not a curated record
AUGAGGUCUCGUACGGGAUGCCAGACAUGCCGUCAACGCAAGCUUAAGUGCGACGAGGAGAAGCCUAUAUGCGGGCAAUGUCGAAAGGGCUCUAGAGAAUGUCGUCCUAGUGAUGGAGUUGUUUUCCGACAUCAGCAGAAUGCGUCGAUGAAUGCGGCUGGAGACGAGGAAGCAGGAGAGAGAACCGGGAGGUUGGGAAGCUUCUAUGCCUACAAGAAUACGUUCAACGAGAGCAAUGUUUGGGUGGAUAUUCCGAAAAAUGUGACCUUCCUCAACAUUACGGAUCCGUUUAACAUGGAAGCAACACCCGAACCUGAGGACCAUGCUGCUUCGACCCCAAUAGUUGUGCCAAGAUUGGAGGAAGGCAGUGUAGACAAUUAUCCUCAUAUAUCAUUCGAUGACGCUCCUGGAUUGGAGGCCCUUUCUGCGGCGGCGACGAACAAUUACGAUUAUAUACGACCAUUAUCAAAUCACGCGAGUUCACCUGGAGACCCUCUCGUCUCCCAUCCACCUUCGAAUAAUCUUAAUUUUAUAUUAAAUCCUACAGUCCCCGACGGUAACCUGGAUGAUGCGCGGUCACCACCUAUUGAUCCCGCUUUGGCUUCCUCGCCCAAGGCCUUCUCUCCUCCAUGCGACCUUAAAUCUGUCAAAGAGCACGAAGUUGCCUUUCUGUUGCGUCACUUCAGCGAGACUGCUGGACAAUGGAUGGACCUCUAUGAUCUUGGCUGCUACUUCGCGCAUAUAGUUCCGGUACAAGCUUUAUCAAAUCCUCUACUCAAAUACUCCGCUUGCGCAUAUGCAGCCAAACAGCUCAGCCGUGUACGUGGGAACAAAGCCAUACAUGGCGGCAACGUUACUAGACGAGCUGAAAUGGAGCUCUAUCCCCACCCGGAAACUGUCGACUGGGACUACAUCGGAACGAAGUAUUAUGAUAAGGCGAUACAACUUCUCAUGGAAGAACUAUCAAAGUCCGGAAGACAAGAAGCAUCAGUGACGCCUGGUCCAGAUCAAGCUUUCACCCCUCAAAGCUCCGCCCAAUCGCCACAAAGUGCUCUCAGUGGGCAAGGAAAUAAAAGACGACGUGUUUCAAGACCAGCACAUGCCAGCAACGCAGAUGAAACACUGGUAGCUGGUGCUAUUUUGUGUGUGUAUGAAUUUUUGGAUUAUACCAACAUUGCAUGGUCGCGACAUCUCAGCGGCACUAAAUCAUUAUUUGAUAUCGCAGAGAGUCAGAGCAUGAUGCCAUUGCAAUCGCCAACAAGUCCUGGUUCAAUCCGCCAAUGGGCCCAACCUUCAAGAGCCCGGAGAGCCGCAUUUUGGAACUUUGCCCGUCAGGAUUUUCUCGCUGCUUUUAUCAACGAAAGCCAAACAAGACUUAAUACCGAAGACCUCGGUCUUUGGAGAGCUGCCGGUCUCCAUCUUGAUGAGCAAGGCUUCGUCAUCCCAAGCAAUAGCACCGAGGCCUUCCAUUAUCCUGAUCGACAAAUUGCUAUGCGAGAAGACAUGAUAGCAAACGCUUUGGUAUGGUUGAUGUCUAAGAUCAUUAACUAUAUUGCUUCUGGUGAUUCAAUUGACCAUGUUUUCCCCCAAGACCGGGCAAGUCCAAAUGGGAUCAUCGGCAUAAACCACAUGAUACUUCUUGAAAGAUGGAAGGAGCUUGAGAAAGAGCUUGAUAUCUGGUAUCAAGGUCUUCCCGACACUUUCAAGCCUUGCGCUCGACUACCACCUGUGACAGACGGAAGCGUUCCAAGUGACAGCCCUAGGGCAGUUUUCUCGGAAAUUUGGUACAGCAUGCCGAUGUGUGCCUCGACUAUGCAAUCGUAUUACAUGGCUCGAAUCAUACUUUUGGUGAACAAGCCGCAUGAAUCAACCGCACGGCGGUCAACUCUUGCGGCCAGAAUUCAAUCAUAUCGGACAAUCGAGUCGGAAGUCCGACAUAAUAGCCAUGAGAUUUGUGGGAUUGCAUUGGGAAGGCCCGAAGGUAGCGUCAGAAUCCACCAAGUGCAACCUCUAUUUGUUUCGGGGCAGUGCCUAGUAGAUGCUCGGGAACGCCGUGCUGUUUUGAGUCUCUUGCGCGAUGUUGAAACCGACCUGGGUUGGGCGACUGAAUAUCGAGUGAAGCAGUUGCUCAAAGAAUGGGGCUGGGACGAGGGACAAAGCUGA